Guillardia theta CCMP2712 is the source of this 2685-nucleotide messenger RNA. RefSeq lists its product as hypothetical. The record is from RefSeq and is a predicted model, not a curated record. The coding region runs from base 1 to 2685 and encodes 894 amino acids. The transcript has 13 exons. Gene Ontology annotation, biological process: protein ubiquitination. Gene Ontology annotation, molecular function: protein binding; ubiquitin-protein transferase activity. Lineage: Eukaryota; Cryptophyceae; Pyrenomonadales; Geminigeraceae.
AUGGGGGUAACAGAAUUUCACUGGACAUUGCAAGAUCCAAUUAACUGGAAUUUUGAAAAUUUGUCCGCACAAGAAACGCGAACAGAUGUGUAUAGUCGAGAGUUUCAAGCAUUCGGAAGGAACUGCCGCUUAGUUCUUGCACCAAGGAUGAAGGAAGAAGUUUCUGCAGGGACUGGGAUGAAGAUGAGGAGAACUCCUGUUGUUGGCUUGUUCGUGGAGUUUUGCGAUGCUUGCGACUUGUCACAAGAGGCGCAUGUGUUUGAAUAUCGACUGACCAUAAGAAACCAAAAAGAUGACAACCUUUCAAUCAGUAUGGAUGAAGUGGCUGAUUUCUCGCAAACUGGAGGGUCUCCUCAAAGGAGAUUUGGGUUUGAAACUUUCAUGACUCUUGAUUUGUUGAAGGAUGUGCAUGCAGGAUACAUGAAUGACAGCAAUAUCAUUGUGCAUGGUGUUUUCCGACGUGUUGAUGCCAUUCCCGAGGUCAUUUCUGAGGUCAGAGACACGCAGACCAUCAAGCUCUGUGCGAUCUUUGAAAGCGACUUGAAAUCUCACCUGGGAAUUGAUUUGUUUGAUGCGUCCACUGUCGCUCAAAGGAAUGUAUCUGCUAGAUGCCGACUCAUCGAUGUUGUCGAUCAAUUGUCGAAAGAUCAUACAUGGAUUCAGAAAGAGCAGUUUGUGUUGUACAACGCCAGGUGCAAAGAUGGAAUUUCAAGGUGUGCAAGAAUUACAUCAGCAGAGUUAUACCAUGGUUUAGACUGCUUGGAACAUGCGGGUGAUAGCCUGCAAUUGAUCUUCUUGAAGCAAGAGAGCUUGCUGUCAGAGAGAUCGAAGAGAUUGUUUGUCAAAGUGCAUGAUGAAUCUCUCAAAUCUUUCAAGUAUGCAGGAUGCUACACUGUGCAUGACGAGACACUUCUACGCGAUUUGUACAUAAACGUCAUGCAGAGUUGGAGGUUGUCAAGGGGGGAUGAAAUCUUUGGCUGGCGAGAAGCCGACGGGGGUCUGAAACCUCUGAUGGACUCCAAGCCUGUCAGACUCUCAGGCUUGCAUGACGGCAGCACGCUCUACUUGCGAGGCCAGAGAACCGAUGCUCAACAGGUGCACCUGCUGCUUCAGAAACUGCAACUCACAAGAGGAUCGAACGAUCUUAGGCUUGAACCUUUCUUCCUUACCAUGGAGGCAAGGGCUCCUCUUCUUGAGCUCCUGGACACGAUCAGAGUCUCUUCUCCUGCAGCCUCAGAGGCAGGGACUCGCUUGCUGCUCUGCGACCAUGAUGUGGCUACAAACUCCCCAGCAGCGACCUUGCUAUGGGAUGACUCUUGCGCACAGACUCAAGGCAGGACCUCUAAUAGCAUCCUGCAUCUUCUUGCUCGGCAGCGUCUCGGCAGAGAGAAGUUCGGCUUCAGCCACAAGGCUCCUUACAUGUUGUACAUGCAAGUGCUGAAAGACCGAGAAAGCAUAGAUACGACUAUCGCAUGGUACGGCCCGAAAGCAACCAGAGAGCUUGCGUUCACUGUGACUUUAUCAACCAACACCUGUCUUGAUGACAUAAUGCGAAAACUACGGCAGAUGGCUCCAGUGCGAGGAGCAGGAGAUCUGCGGUUGCUAGCAGUGCACGAUCACCGCAUUCUACAUUUUUUCCAGGACUCUGACGAGAUCAUCUCCUUCAAUCCCGACCGCGUGACCCUGCGAGCCGAGGAGGUCGCGGGCGACGACUACAGCGCUCAGCUGCCCCAUCAAUACGUGGAGUUUCGAAGGAUCGCGUCGAGACUUGACCUCAGCUCCGACCAGCUCUCUCUGCACGUCGUUGGGCUGGGAGCUACUAUAAAGCCCUUGGCUGACCGCGCUGCCUUGUUUUCCCAGCAUGACUUGGGUUAUGGUGAUUUCGUUGGCAUAGAAAUUAGAAGCGAUCGCGUAGCUGAAGGGAACAACGCGCGGCUAGAAGAAGCGUCAGAGAACAUCUUGAAGGCAGCAAACACAAGCAAUGUCGGCUAUCUCAUGCAAUACCCUGACGACGCUCUGUUACCUCUCGAAGCCAAGGACAACCGAGAAGAGCCCCAGUCCCAUGAGUUGGACAUCGACUUGGUGAAGAGAUCGCUGGAGAAUCAAAUGAAACAGUUUGCAAGCGUCGCAUCAGUGGAUGGAGCAGAGAGCGAGAGCUUCUUUGAAACAAUCAGAAUGCUUGAGGUCCAACUGAGUGAGUUACAAUCCGUUGCAAACGACAAGAUUGAACGUUUGGAGACUCAAGUCGACUCCUUGACAAGCUCAAACCUGCAGGAGAGGAUCGAAGAGCUGCUCGCUGUCAAUGCCUCGAUGGAAUUGCAGCAAGAGAAGCUUAUGGCGGAGAAUGCGCUACACAGAGACGAUGUCAAGAGAAACUCAGAUUUAAGUCCGCUACAGAUACUCGACAUGCUUCUUGAAAGCGACAUGGUCAACAUCUCCUUGAAGCAAAUCGAACUCAUGCAAAACGUGCCGGAUGGAUUUCGAUGUCCCAUCACACAGGAGGUCAUGCGAGACCCUCACAUUGUGGCUGAGACCGGCCUGAGCUACGAGAAGAGCGCCAUAGUUCAAUGGCUGCAGGACCACAACACCGACCCUCUGACCAACUUGAGAUUGAAAUCGAAACAAAUCAUUCCGAACCAUGGGCUGCGCGCCACUAUCGAGGAGUUCUUGACACAUCAAGAAUGA